Molecule: messenger RNA, 3412 nt
Organism: Portunus trituberculatus (swimming crab)
Lineage: Eukaryota; Metazoa; Arthropoda; Malacostraca; Decapoda; Portunidae
Exons: 4
Coding region: 1469-1882 (137 amino acids)
Source: RefSeq, a predicted model, not a curated record
UCGCCUCGCCUCAGUCUGGCUCGAGCGUGGGGAGUGAGUGGAAAACCUACCCGACUUCCCUGUCAGGUGAACGGUGCAUCACGGACACUCCCGCUUUGUGUGCAACCCUGUGUCUGUGUGCUUGAGUGUUUAUCCCAGUGUAGCAGCCACGCGGGACUGUCUAAGCGGACCUGAUACACUGACGGCUUAUUCUGUCAAACAGAAAAGAAGAAUAAAGAGAAAAAACAUGAAAGAAAAGUGAAAAAAAAGGCCUACAAUAUUCAAGAUCAAAGAGAAGCUUAACUCACUACUACCACCACCACCACCACCACCACCACCACCACCAGCACAGCCUCGCAUGCACCUUCACUUCCCAUCCACCUUCCUCCUCAUUCCACUAACGGAUGUACUGAGCAGAGGACCAGGUGGGCGCUGCUGGUAGUGCGGCUGCGGGAGGAAGUAGACGAGGAGGAGGAGGAGGAGGAGGAGGAGGAAGGAGAAGGGAGGGGGAGACAGAUGAGGUAAAUGCAGCGGCGAUGGAGGCAGCGUGGUGAUGGCUGGAGGACUGAGAGGAAGCGGAAACAUGAAGCAGCAGCAGGAAGGAUAGAAAGAGAGCGUUGGGAGGCAAUGAAGAGCAACAACCGCUGGUGUAUCAGUGCGUGUUGGUGUGGGAAGUGAAGUGACAAGCAGAGCAAAGCAGAGGGGAGAGCAAUAAAGGCUACCGUAGAGAAGAGAAAGGUAGUGAAGAAGUGAAUGCAACGAAGGAAGGAAGGAAGGAAGGAAGUACCAGUGAUAAUAAUAGUGUCGUGAAUCGUGGCCUGUGUUUAUUCUGCCGUUGCUGUCUUUGGAAAGGCAACGCAAGGAGAGAGUGUUCAUAGAGAGGCACAGAACAGCUUCCAAACGACGUGAGAAGACAAGUGGUAACGACAUUCAGUAACAGUAAGAAGUGACGAAAUAUAAAAGUAAAAGUGGAACAAGUGACAUCUAAAAGAGGCAAGAAAGAAAAAAGACAAUAGUGGUAGUGAUCUGUAAUCGUAAAUAACACGAAACUGAAAAUUUAAUGUAAGAGUCGUAAAUGAAAUGAGAGACCAAAGAGUUUCAUAAGAGUAAAAAGUACUUAACGAGCUGACUCAGGAAAAGAGGUGGACAAAAAAAAAAAAAAAAACUAGCAAUAGAACAUCAAGGGGAGAGAGAGAGAGAGAAAAAAAAAUAAAACUGAAGAAUUAAGCAGUGAAACGAGGGAAUUAACCAGACUCCUUCCUCACUCCACUCAACACCACCUUCACACUCGAGACCACAGAUAACCCAUCAACCCCCCUCAAAACCCAUAAAAAAAAACAUUCCUUCCCAUUCAAACCACUCAACCAAACCAUUUCUCCCCAAUUCUCCCCCUUAUACGAACUAUAUACCCAUCCUAGUCGCCGAAGACUAAGCGGUACCUCAAACACCUCGUAACUUCACAGAAAAGAACCCACCUUCAGUAAACACCAUGGCUGCCACUCCGCCGAAGGAUUACAGGCGGGAGGUGGACGCGGUGUACCCCGAGCCGCUGUCCCGCCUGAGCCGUGUGGUAGAGACGCACCCGCACGCCUACAAGCGAGCCAUCAAGAAGAAAAUGAACCGCAGUGGCCGCUUCAGAACCACGCCAGUCACUUUUGACGAGAUCAAGGAGGUGGACGAGGAGGGAGAGGCAGCCGGGGAGGACAACCAAGGGAGUGCCGCCGCUGCCUCCCGCUCUGAACACGAUCUUCGCCAGCAGUUUGAGAAGUUCCUUGAGCGGAUGGACCGAAAACGCCCCUACCCGCAGCGCCUCCAGCAGGGCCUGACGGAGGUGUCGCCGCCCUCCAUUCCUGAAGACGACUUCCCCAAGAAUUACAGUCGGAAAGCCAGACCGUCAAUAUGAGGCGCCACAGGCUGCCCUCACGCCCCGCCCCGCCUCGUGACCCUGGGCUUCCCUCUUCCGGCGAGUGGUUGCGGGGUGACGUCCAGGCCCUGCACUCACCCCGCUCUUGUUGUCUCGACGCAGAUGCCACUUGAAGACUCCAGACAUUGCAGCCUCGGGUGUGCGUUCGCUUGUUUAAGGUUCUCCGUUGGUCCGUCCCGUUUCCAUCAUCGCCACCAGGAGCAGGGGAAGGAAGCCUCGUGUAUAUCUUUUCAUAUCUGCCUUAUAGAAAGAUUUUAUAUUAUAUCUAAGCCAUUUCCAAGCAUUAGCAGUUUUUAAGAGAGAGAGAGAGAGAGAGAGAGAGAGAGAGAGAGAGAGAUUUACGGCGCCGCAGUAGCUAUAUGUGUCACGUAGCGUCUAGAGAGAGAGAGAGAGAGAGAGAAAGAGAAUCAUUAUAUAAUCUCACUGCUACUCUAGCGCGGUGCAGUGAUUUGGGAAGCACAAGAAUAAACACAAAAUUUAUAAUGAACAAAAACUAUUACUGAGCCAGAUAUGAUAUGCAUUGUUUGCCCACAUAAUUAUAUAUAUAUAUAUAUAUAUAUAUAUAUAUAUAUAUAUAUAUAUAUAUAUAUAUAUAUAUAUAUAUAUAUAUAUAAUUUUUUUUCCAGAUACGUUAUGAAAACUUGGUCUUUUUUUCAGCAGAUCAGGAGACAUAGCAUUUGUGUAUUCACAUAUUAUUUCAGAAUGAUUCUGUUAAUCCUGUGCGAACCAUGUAUUAUAGUUACAAAACCCAUGAUUUUGUUGUGGGUAGACAUGUUUUAUGUUUAGAUGUUGAUUAAUGCAUAAAUGUCUAUACAUGUAUAUAUGUAAAAUCAAGCUUAUAAACUGCUUCCACUCUGAAUAUGUUUUAGAAAUUUAUGUCAGCAAUUGUUUUAGUAAGAAUGGUAGCUUGCUUUAAGUGUUCAUUAUAAUUGUUGUUGUUGUUGUUAUUAUUAUUUUUUUUUUCAUUAUUAUUAUUAUUAUUAUUAUUAUUAUUAUUAUUAUUAUUAUUAUUAUUAUUAUUAUCAUUAUUAUUAUUAUUAUUAUUAUUAUUAUUAUUAUUAUUAUUAUUAUUAUUAUUAUUAUUAUUAUUAUUAUUAUUAUUAUUAUUACAUAGUUAUAUUCAAAGCACCAAACAGCUUGCUACGAAAAAUGAAUGUGAUAAAGCCAGGAAACAACACCUCAUGUGUAUCUACUGAGAGGACUGUACAUAGUAGAUAGAUAAUUAUAUUUCAUUGCUAUCUUUCACUCUCCAUGGUUUGUGAAUAACAGCUUACAUUGCACACGCUUCCACUUUAAGUUUUCCUUCUGUUAAUGGAGUGAGAACUGGGAAGAAUUGUUUGAAGUGAGAGGAGAAGACUGCUCGUACCACUGAUCAUGUUGUGAUGUUAAGUCACAGCUGAGGCAAUAUGUAAUGAUACAAAGUGCAGAAAAGGACGAACCUGCACAUUGCUUGUUCAGUGAAUGGGUAGAAAUGGCUGAUGCUGGUUGUACGUAUCUUAUUCAUGUUGA